Messenger RNA from Metarhizium album ARSEF 1941, 651 nucleotides. RefSeq lists its product as uncharacterized. The transcript has 3 exons. Lineage: Eukaryota; Fungi; Ascomycota; Sordariomycetes; Hypocreales; Clavicipitaceae. Bases 1 to 651 code for a protein of 216 amino acids. The record is from RefSeq and is a predicted model, not a curated record.
AUGUCUCCCAACAGUGAUAAUGCCAUGGCCCGCUUCCUUUUCGCCAUCUUGAAGCAAAAGAACCUCAAGGAUAUUGACUGGAACCAAGUCGCUCAAGACCCUGUCCUUUUGCAUCCCAUCCCGAACGGGCACGCGGCCAGGAUGAGGUAUUCUCGUUUCCGAGCCACUGUCACUGGCCAUGAGUCUCAGAAGCGCGGACGUUGUAGCGGAAAGGAUAGAGUUUCCAAGUCUUCCAAGAAGGACCACUCGUCCAAGAAGGACGCCAUGGUCAAGUCGGAAUCAAGCUACUCCCCAGCCUUCCUGCCAUCCCCCUAUCCUGGUGAAGACGAUGAUUUCACGGCUCGGUUCCUCACACCCUGCAGCGAUGACAUGAUAUCUGUCCAUCCUCCUGUCGUCGAGAAGCGCUGGCGCGGAGGCUCCAACGCCUUCUCACCCAUGAUGGACACCAACUCGGAUUUCUUGACAGAUUCCGGUAGUCUUACAAACUCACCGGCAUUUUCGGCAUUCGAUGCUGCCUACGACCUCAGCAAUUACAGCGGUGCGGCUCCCGAUUUCCCAGUCCAAGACAUUUCCGACCUCAGUGGUCCUCAGUCGGCCACGGACUGUGGCCAGGAGUGGCACGAGCGCUUUCACGAUGCGCAGCUUUUUUGA